This is a messenger RNA of Enhydra lutris kenyoni (northern sea otter), 499 nucleotides long. RefSeq names its product ghrelin and obestatin prepropeptide. Gene Ontology annotation, cellular component: extracellular region. Gene Ontology annotation, molecular function: ghrelin receptor binding; growth hormone-releasing hormone activity. The record is from RefSeq and is a predicted model, not a curated record. The transcript has 4 exons. Lineage: Eukaryota; Metazoa; Chordata; Mammalia; Carnivora; Mustelidae. Gene Ontology annotation, biological process: positive regulation of growth hormone secretion; negative regulation of inflammatory response; gastric acid secretion. The coding region runs from base 15 to 368 and encodes 117 amino acids.
GCCUGCCAGACACCAUGCCCUCCCUGGGGACCCUGUGCAGCCUGCUGCUCUUCAGCAUGCUCUGGAUGGACUUGGCCUUGGCGGGCUCCAGCUUCCUGAGCCCUGAACACCAGAAAGUCCAGCAGAGAAAGGAGUCCAAGAAGCCGCCAGCCAAACUGCAGCCUCGAGCUCUCGAAGGCUCACUCCGCCCAGAAGAUACAAGUCAAGUGGAAGGGGCAGAGGAUGAGCUGGAGAUCCGGUUCAACACUCCCUUUGAUGUUGGAAUCAAGCUGUCUGGGGCUCAGUACCACCAGCAUGGCCAGGCGCUGGGGAAGUUUCUUCAAGACAUCCUCUGGGAAGAGGCCAACGAGGCCCUGGCAGAUGAGUGAUCAGCCACAAGACCAGCCCCGCCUGUGUGUCCCGCAACCUUGGCGGCACUCACCUGCUUGUACACUGCUUCUGCAACAGCUCCCAGCUCUGAGUGGUAGGCUAGCUUCAGAGGUGAAUAAACAUUCAAAUC